Messenger RNA from Pyricularia oryzae 70-15, 1881 nucleotides. RefSeq names its product nitroreductase. The record is from RefSeq and is a predicted model, not a curated record. The transcript is spliced from 2 exons. Gene Ontology annotation, biological process: cellular response to oxidative stress. NCBI's taxonomy places the organism in Eukaryota, Fungi, Ascomycota, Sordariomycetes, Magnaporthales, Pyriculariaceae. Bases 697 to 1575 code for a protein of 292 amino acids.
GUGCGAUUGGUCAGCAAGCAAUGCUGCUGAAAAAGAAAAAUGGAUAAUGAUGCCAAGUCUCCAUGGUAGCACAUCAGCGACCCCUAAUCAGGAGUCCAGAACGCAGGGCAUCACACAUUGUGUAAUACAGUUAUACGACAAGACUACUUAUUCUAGUAGAAAAAAACUUGGCAACAGUGUCAGAGCAAAAGAAGCAUUCUAAGGUACUUUACCACAGCACAGCACACACAAGCUUUUGCAAUCCUUGUCAGCAAGCCUGUUGGGGGAGGGGUAGUUCUGCGCGGUUUUGACUGAAUUGGGCAUUUUGUAACUGACGGAACUGGUUGCGGUGGAGAAUCAGACAUUGUACACGACGAAAAAGGUCACCGGCAACAGGGUAGUGAAGACAAAAGAGAUAACAACAGACGACAGACUGCAGACAAGACAGCUUGGACAAGUGGCUAGGAUACUGUCCAUUCUUCCACCACACGCUCUCCUGUUUCUGUUACAAAUCCUCCCGCAUAGAAAUACCUCUCAACAACAAACUGUCCCUUUUUUUUGGCCAAGAAGGCAAAUCCUUGAGCAUUGACGUGGGGCCCCAUCCAUCUUUCCUAGGUCCAACUAAAGCCUCCGGGGCCGAAUUUCCAGUGCUCAGUAAUAUUUACAAAUCCAAAAAAGAGAGGAUACCCUGCCCAUUAGAUACGUCCACGAACAAGAAUGCAACAUCCUGCCCGCCACUAUAAAGCAGAAGCUCCACGGUCACCUCGUGCUCCCCACCGACCCCUCAUCCAUCGCCAUCUACUAUUCGCUCUCGUGGUCUGCCUUUCCGCAGUCUUCUAUAUGAAUCCUACCGUCGCCCGCACGCUUCUCUCGUCCGUACGAACCACUCUACCAAAGCGCUUCUUGACCUCUUCAACGCCCGCCUUCUUCCAGAGACAACAACAAGAACAACCAGUCAUCACUCUUCAAAACCAACAACAAACCGCCAAAAUGUCCUCCAACAGCCUCAUCAAGCUCAUCAAGGAGCGCCGCACCCACUACGCCCUCGGCAAGGACCUCCCCGUCGGCAAGGACAAGAUUCAGGAGAUCGUCAACGAGGCCGUCCAGCACGUCCCCUCGUCCUUCAACAGCCAGUCCAACCGCGUCGUCGUCCUUUUCGGUGACGAGCACGACAAGUUCUGGAACCUGGUCGCCGAGACCCUCAAGGCCAUCGUGCCUGCUGAGGGUUGGGCCGAGACUGAGGCGAGGAACAACGGCUUCAAGGCUGCCGCUGGUACUAUCCUCUUCUUCGAGGACCAGACCGUCGUCGAGAAGAUGCAGGCCCAGUUCGCCACCUACGCCGACAAGUUCCCCCUCUGGGCUACCCAGUCGGACGCCAUGCUCCAGUACGCCCUCUGGGUCGCCCUCGACCAGGAGAACGUCGGCGCCAGCCUACAGCACUACAACCCCCUGGUCGACGAGAAGGUUGCCACUACCUGGAACAUCCCCAAGGAGUGGAAGCUCAACGCCCAGCUCGUCUUUGGCAACAAGCUCGGCAGCGCCGGCGACAAGGAGUUUGCUCCCCUCGAGACCAAGGUCAAGGUCUUUGGUGCUUAAGGAGCCAAAGAAAAAUAUGCUGGGCGCACAGGGAUACUUUGUAUAUAUAGUGGGUGGUAAUUUUAUUGAAGAGGGGGGUUUAGAAUCCUUUUUUCCAUGUGUAGUGUCUUUUCGUGCAGAGCGCGGAGUUGGAAAUGCAUAAAGCGCCAGAUAUACAAAUGAAAAAAAAACAAAAAAAAAACAGUUGACAAUGAUUAGAUCCAGGCUGUUCGUCAACAAAUCACACGGAUGUCGUUGCAGGGCGUAGACCAACCACGUGCAAUUCGCUAGCCUUAGAUCUGAUGUGCACCUCACGUCAUCAUUGGC